AUGUGCUCCAUUCCCCGUGUGCCCCCCGUGCCCCCCGUGUGCCCGGUGCCGCGCGUGUGCCGCGUGCGCCCCGUGUGCCCAGUGCCCCAUGUGACCUGUGUGCCCCGUGUGCCCCGUGUGCCCCGUGUGCCCCGUGCCGCGGGCGCCUGUGAGUUUCUCUUGAAGCAUAAGAUGUGGUUGUGUCCCACGAGGGUCCCCAUCCACGUGUCCUGGAGUCCAGCCGGGCGUGGUGCUGCCCAAGAGAGUGUCCUCGGAGACCAGUGGGCUGAGGUGACCAGCUUGGCGGGACUUCGUAGCAGGCACAGAACCGUCACCCUCCGCAGACAGCCGGUUGGAGGCCUGGGCCUGAGCAUAAAGGGAGGCGCCGAGUACCGAGUCCCUGUCGUCAUAUCAAAAAUAUUCAAAGACCAUGCAGCCGACCAAACAGGGAUGCUGUUCAUAGGAGACGCCGUGCUACAGGUUAAUGGCAUUAAUGUAGAAAACGCGACUCAUGAAGAAGUGGUAAGUGUUACGUUGUAUUCUUUGGGCAGGUGUGUGCGUUCACUCACCACCGCUUAUCUUUCCGAGAAGCCAGCCUUUCUUUCCAUCGCGAGGGGGUCCCCGGGACCACCCAGUGCCCACAGCAGCCGGGUCUCGUCACCCCUCUUUGACAGCGGUCUGCACCUGAACGGGAACUCCAGCCACACAGCUCCAUCGUCGCCUCCGUCGCCCGUAGCUAAUGAACCAAAGUACCAGAAGCGCUGGCUAGACGCCUGGUCAGUCCCUCUGUCUAUGGCGCGAAUCUCGAGGUACAGAGCUGGAGCGGAGAAGCUAAGGUCCGACGCGUUCGAGGUGCUGGCCCUGGAUGGCGUCAGCACGGGUCUGCUGCAGUUCCCCAGCGCCCAGGAGCACACUGACUGGCUGCGAGCUGUGUCCGCGAACAUCCGUGACCUGAUGCUGCAAACUGUGGAAAUGACAAAUAAGUGCUGUUCUCCAUGUGACCAGGUCGUGCACAUGGGUUGGGUCAGUGAGAGGCUCGAAGAUGCCGACCGCUCUCAAACCUUCAGACCCACGUUCCUGGCCCUGAAAGGCCCCUCCCUGUAUGCGUUCAGCACCCCUCCGGUGAGCACACUGGACUGGGUCCGAGCAGAAAAAGCCUAUAACCUCUGUGAGGUGCUAUUUAAAGUUGACAAGCCCCGGCUCCCAGACGCCUGCUGCUCACGCACAAACCUGGGGUUCCGGGACCUGGACUUUGGGGACCAGGGGCCACACCGCUUCAGUGUCAUGGUCGGCCGUGGUGGAAGUCACUCCUUCAGCGUGGAGCUCGGCAGUGAGCUGGCCGAGUGGGAGGCGAGCUUCCAAAGAGCGACCUUCACAGAAGUUCAGAGAACGGGGUCCAGGACGUACGUGUGCAGCUGGCGAGGACGGACGCUCUGUCUCACGGUGGACUUCGCGCUGGGAUUCACCUGCUUCGACAGCAAGACAAAGAGCAUCCUGUGGAGAUUUAAGUUCUCUCAGCUUAAGGGGUCCUCGGAUGACGGCAGAGCGCGAGUCAGGCUCCUGUUUCAGAACCUGGACACCAAGCAAAUCGAGAUGAAGGAGCUGGAGUUUCAGGACCUGACAGCCGUCCUGCACUGCGUCCACUCCUUCAUGGCAGCUAAGGUGGCCUCAGUGGACGCCGCUUUCAUGGACAGUCAGAGCGUCACCAGGAAGUUUAUGUACAGCAGCUGAGCGUGGUCUGGUGACAAUGCAAAUUAAGUUACUUUCGUAAGUGACUUUCCUGCACAGCCCUGCGCUCGUGUGGCUUUCUAACGAGCCUACAGUUGUGACACCAAUAAAAUCCAUCCCUAGUUUCCA
Messenger RNA from Hipposideros armiger (great roundleaf bat), 1836 nucleotides. It is a transcript of the gene SNTG2, whose product is annotated as syntrophin gamma 2. The record is from RefSeq and is a predicted model, not a curated record. The transcript has 18 exons. Gene Ontology annotation, molecular function: structural molecule activity; protein binding. Gene Ontology annotation, cellular component: intracellular anatomical structure; dystrophin-associated glycoprotein complex. Bases 1 to 1710 code for a protein of 569 amino acids. NCBI's taxonomy places the organism in Eukaryota, Metazoa, Chordata, Mammalia, Chiroptera, Hipposideridae.